AUGCCCACACCUUCUGCGACCCUUCGAGAGUCAUUAGAAAAACACAAUGCGACGUUUGAAUCCCUUCUUAAACUCAUUCCGGCGCAGUAUUACAUCGUAAACGAUGAAACGGAAGAACUGGCAGCCUCAAAAUACCAGAAACACAGCAAAAAGCAAAAGGCACCAAAACAAGCCAUAAAAGAGGCUUCUAAGAAAGCUAAACGAGAGAAGCUUGACCCAGCAAACCACAAGUCAAUAGUCGACUUGCAGAAUGAAAACUACCUCAAACAACGUGAGGCAGCCAAGGGCAAGCGGAAAGCCUCGAACGCCGAUUCUGACUCUGACGAGGAUGGUGAUGGGGAUAUGUCUAUGAACGUCGACGUAGAAAUGGACGAUCUUUCGGGCGACAACAAUGGUAGUGGCUCUGAAUCCGACGCUCCAGAUGGCGAGGGCGAAGAAGACGUUGAAAUCAAGUCAAUGCCACCAGCAGAGAGCAUUGAAGUUCUCCGCGAAAAACUGCAUGCUAAAAUGGCUUUACUUCGUCGCGGGGGAGGCGCUAAAGCUCGCGCGCCUCUAUGGGGGGAGCCAAGCGACAAGGAAACGUUGCUGGAUGAAAGAAGGAGGCAGCGCUCUGCCAUGCGUGAGAAGAGGAGGAAAGAAACGAAAGAGAAGAUACGAAGAGAAGAGGAGCUGAAAAAUAAGGGGAAAAAGAAGGACAAGGAUAAGACUGACACAAGGGAUAAAGGGAAUAUUACGAAGACUCAACUUCUCGUGCCAGAUAUUCCUCAAAAUCGAAAUCUUGAGGGACCUCAGGCAUCUAUGACAACUGUUGCUUACUCGUCUCUUACUGGCUCGUCAAAGAAAGGACAGCAGUUCAAGACAACGGCCGAUCCUCAACAAGCACUGCAGCAGCUAGCCGCCCGUAAAGAGAAGAUCGCAGCUAUGCCGGAAGAGAAGCGCAAGACCAUCGAAGAGAAGGAGAAAUGGGCGAAAGCUGAGGCGAGACUAGAAGGAGUCAAGGUGCAUGACGAUGAAGCCAGAUUGAAGAAGGCUGCGAAGAGGAAGGAGAAAGAAAAACUCAAAUCCAAGAAAACUUGGGAAGAGAAGAAAGAACAGGUCGCCAAUGCUAUGGCUGCCAAACAGAAAAAACGCAAUGACAACAUCGCGAUGCGCAACGAGCGGAAGAAAGAAAAGCAGAAAGGCGGCUCUUCCAAAAAAGCGAGACCCGGUUUCGAGGGUAAGUCGUUCGGGAAGGGAAAGGGCAAACCUGUAAAGAAAAGCAACGCAUACCCUCUUCUGGCUUUCCCCUCAACAACAACUGAAGCGAUGCAUGUUACUACUACCGACGAUUGGGUUCUUGAAUCCGUUCCCCCGUCUGAGCACGUCAAUAUCCCUAUACCGUCGAACCAGGCUGAGGGAGACCCUAGUCCAGAACUUGAGCUUGUUGGCGACAUGCCUUCAUCUCCUCAAUAUUCCUCGACAUUAGGUUAUGACUCUGAAUCGGAUGCCCAUGUGGUGCUUGAUUCAUUGGUCCCCAUCUUGAACAAAAUUCAGAGUUCCUUGAACAUUGAAGAAAACGAAUACCACAUAGUUAAUGAAGUAGAGAAGUCGGAAUGGAGGAGCCUCCAAGAGCACGCUCGCGGCGUCGUUGAGAUGACGAUUUCGGACACCGCUCAUCCAAAGGUUUCAGCCUCCCUCUUCUUCCGCCUAGGACAACUGCAAGGCGCAAAAACACCUCUCUUCCCGGCGUUGCAGAAGUUGCAUAUCGUCAAUACUACCACGUCGCCCAUUCCACACCUCGAUCUCUUUUUCACUCCGUCCUUGAGAGCACUUAGUGUUAAGGGUAUUGCCAACUCCUCCAAGAUGACCGUAGCGUCCUUCCUCAAGAAACUGGGAACGCACGCUCAGAUGCACAGUUUAAUACUGGAUUCGAUCAGCAUGUCGCCCGAGAUCUUUGUCGCCAUUAGCCGGUGCCUCCAUCUGACAUCGCUCGAGCUGACUAAUCUGACGGGGACGUUGGAUUAUACUUCUCUAGGCAUCGUAGGAUUGCUCCCACACCUGGAGACCUUCAGGAUCGACACCAAGGGUGUCACCCAAAUACAUCCUCUGGUAACGGCGUUUCCUGCAACGCCUAAAUAUCUGCAUAUCCAGAGUUUCUCAUUCGUAGGGAAUUUUUCUACUCUCGAAGGCAUAAUUAGCGAUCUCCUUGACGCGCCAGCGUUACGCAAGAUUCACUUAGAAGUGGUUAAAUAUGACCCUGUUGCAACGAAAGGAGGAAAAGGGUCAACGGCUGGAGUCCCCGUACCGUCUCCGGUGAAGGACUUGAUUGAUCGUAUUGCAGGCAGCCCAACCCGACAAGAAUACAUGACAGAUUUCACAUUUAAGGUCAACCAAAAUUCCAAUCUUACCUCGUUUCCCAGCGAAACUAUCGAUUCGCUCGCUCGCCUGCAUCAACUCGCCAACCUGGAAAUUUUGGGCACCAGCAUCGCCGAUCUCGACAAAGCUCUUUCUUCGAUGGGCGACCAGCUAUCGAUUUCAGUCUGGCCAAAGCUUCAAACCCUGCGAUUCCAUGUCCCGGAGACGACGAUCAACGGCAAGACCGCGCAUGGUAUCAGUCUGGGGUCGCUCCAGCGCAUUGCGCGGGCGUGUCCUGAUUUGCGUGUUUUUCAGGGUGUCAUUAUCCUCCCAACUGCGCCGCUGCCGUCAUGGUCAGUAACUGCAGAUACAUUGGAAUCUGGCUCCCCUGUGAUGAGGCACGGGCUGAAAACUCUUAUGCUGGGUAGUGCUGGAUCUUCGCAGAUGCAGUUGAACUCGAUGACCACCAGCACUUUAAAUGUGGCCCAUUAUGUCGCAAGAUAUUUAUAUGCUAUGUUUCCCUAUAUUGAUCUUGAGGAGGACAAGAGGCAGAUCGGAAAGCUGCACGCGAGUUUCUGGGUGCAGGUGUUUGACUGUAUGAAAUUGUGCAGAGACGCCCGUGAGAUUGAUCAGCGGCGCGAAAAGUUGGCCAUGCCCUGA
Molecule: messenger RNA, 2994 nt
Organism: Psilocybe cubensis
Lineage: Eukaryota; Fungi; Basidiomycota; Agaricomycetes; Agaricales; Agrocybaceae
Exons: 8
Coding region: 1-2994 (997 amino acids)
Biological process (GO): ribosomal large subunit biogenesis; ribosomal small subunit biogenesis
Cellular component (GO): nucleolus
Molecular function (GO): RNA binding; DNA binding
Source: RefSeq, a predicted model, not a curated record